Molecule: messenger RNA, 1948 nt
Organism: Diceros bicornis minor
Lineage: Eukaryota; Metazoa; Chordata; Mammalia; Perissodactyla; Rhinocerotidae
Gene: COPZ1
Product: COPI coat complex subunit zeta 1
Exons: 9
Coding region: 47-580 (177 amino acids)
Biological process (GO): intra-Golgi vesicle-mediated transport; intracellular protein transport; retrograde vesicle-mediated transport, Golgi to endoplasmic reticulum
Cellular component (GO): COPI vesicle coat
Source: RefSeq, a predicted model, not a curated record
CGGCGUUGCUUUUGCGGCUCCACGUCGGCACCGGCUGCGGGGCAAGAUGGAGGCGCUGAUUUUGGAACCCUCCCUGUAUACUGUCAAAGCCAUCCUGAUUCUGGACAAUGAUGGAGAUCGACUUUUUGCCAAGUACUAUGACGACACCUACCCCAGUGUCAAGGAGCAAAAGGCCUUUGAGAAGAACAUUUUCAACAAGACUCAUCGGACUGACAGUGAAAUUGCCCUCUUGGAAGGCCUGACUGUGGUAUACAAAAGCAGCAUCGAUCUCUAUUUCUAUGUGAUUGGCAGCUCCUAUGAAAACGAGCUGAUGCUUAUGGCUGUUCUGAACUGCCUGUUCGACUCAUUGAGCCAGAUGCUGAGGAAAAAUGUAGAAAAGCGAGCUCUGCUGGAGAACAUGGAGGGGCUCUUCUUGGCUGUGGAUGAAAUCGUAGAUGGAGGGGUGAUCCUAGAGAGUGAUCCCCAGCAAGUGGUGCACCGGGUGGCAUUAAGGGGUGAAGAUGUCCCCCUUACAGAGCAGACCGUGUCUCAGGUGCUGCAGUCAGCCAAAGAACAGAUCAAGUGGUCACUCCUUCGGUGAAGACCUCGCUGUUCCCAGCUCCUCACCCCCUCAGAAAAUCCACGUCUGCUGUGACUUCUCAUCCAGGCCCCCAACUGAUGCUCUCAGGGUCAUCUCGGGGAUCACAGUGGAUGCUUACAUCUCCAUCCUGUCUGUGAUUGCCCCCCAAACCCCUACACACUUCCCCUUCCUUCUCACUCUCUUUUGCAGUUCUGGAAGUAAAGCUCCCAGCAGAUUUGGAUGCAGGGCAGGGGCAGCACCCUCUUCCUUUCUAGAAUGGACUAUGCUCCCAUGGUCUCCAGUCCCCCGUAUCUUCUCCUCAACUUCUGUGCCCUCUGCUGCAGCUACACUUCAGAUCAAAGCAGGAGAAAGAAUGUGCUGAGUGUUUUCCUCCCUUGCCUGUACCCGUCCUUCAUCCCCACAGCGCAUAUGUCCAGCAAGGGAGGGAGAGAGAAUUCUUUUCUGUAGAAUGAGUGGGGGUGAGGAGAGGUAUAUCCAGUCUCAUCCACAGCCCCAUUUACUGGCCUCUGCAUUUUCUCCCAUUCCUUCUUCCUGUCCUCUCCUCCAGCCCUGGAAAAAAGAUUGGGAACAGCUUGUAGGCAGGGGACAGAGUGGAAGGAGCAGUGAUUUAACUUUUAUUGGAUAGGGCUUAUAAAAUUCUGUAUUUCAGUCACAGCUGCAUUCUUUACCCUGAUCCUGGCUUAUAGCUUCAAAACUGCUGUGGUCUGUGGAGUGUUCGUUGUGGGAGUGUCCGUCUCUUGGUCUGCUACCUUAACUCUCCACCUUCGCUACCCGUGGGAUCUUUGCCUGGCGUGUCCUCUCCAUGCCCUGGAGCAAAGCCAGUCCCUGAACUAAAACUCCAUUCUAGUCUCAGGAAGAAGAGUUUCUGCUCAGAACUGGGGAGGGGUGGAAUUUAUGACUUGGGCCUCUGGGCUGUGUCAGUCUCCUUCGCUCCCUCACAUGCAUUUCACUCUUCUGCCCAGGGUCUGCAAUCUCUGCCACUUAACCCUCUCCUCUCUCCACCUGAGCCUGACAUCCAGGCGGUAGGGCUGGGCUCUUCCCCUCCCUAGGGCGCUGAGAGCUGCCUUUCUUCAGAAAACCUUUGGGGCUGGGAUUUCCCCAGGAAGGGGGAGCAUGGAACAUCCACUCUUGGGUCUGACCUUUCCCCUUGACCCAAAACUUCCCACAAAAAUGUCUCAAAAAACCUUCCUGACACUUAAGGGUUCUGCCCCACCCACUAACUGCCACUUCUCCAAGACUGACGUGGGCCGGAUAACUGGGCGUAUUUGAGGGCGUUUUUGGGUAAGAGAUGUAUGGAGUCAGGAGAUAGCCACCUUCAUAUACUGGUCUGUGCAAAGAGGAAUAAAACAGAUUUCUUUUUCCAAACUG